AUGGCCCGGCCAUCGCCUUUCCUGGAGCCUGGCAGCGUUACCACGGCUGACAACCUUGCCAUCGUUCUUCUUUCUCGCGACAAUCUCCAGCCGAUCACCCUCGAGGAGUCCAGCGGCGCGGUCGAUGGCUAUGCUGAAGGCACUAUGCUGAAUACCCGGUUCGGGUCUUUUCCGCACUCAACCCUUCUCAACAUCCCAUGGGGAUCGCAAGUCCGUGCAUCUGCAGUGGAUACUGGGUCAAGAGGGCGGAAGCGCCGCCGGGAAGCCACCGACGAGGACACUCCGACGACGGGCCCCGACGAUGAGGACAAGCAAACGACGUCAAAACCUGCCAAGAAGGCUGUCGCUGCCGCGAGUGGAUUUAUUCACAUCUUGCGACCAACUCCCGAGCUCUGGACAAGCAGCUUGCCCCAUCGAACGCAAGUCGUUUACACCCCCGACUACAGCUAUAUCCUACAACGCAUUCGAGCGGUUCCCGGGACACGGAUCAUUGAGGCUGGCUCGGGAAGUGGGAGCUUUACACACGCAUCUGCACGAGCAGUCUACAACGGGUAUCCCCAAACCGAGACUGAUGUGAAAGGAAAGGUCUUCAGCUUCGAGUUCCACGAGUCUCGAUUCCACAAGAUGCAGGAGGAGGUUGAGGGUCACAGACUCAGCGGGAUCGUCCAGCUCACGCAUCGCGACGUUUAUCAGGGUGGAUUUCUAGCCGGUGGCGAGUCUCCCAAGGCCACCGCUGUGUUUUUGGACCUCCCUGCUCCUUGGGAAGCCCUACAUCACCUAUCACGACAAAAGCCAGAAAAGCUCAAAGGCAGCGACAAUGCGGAAAGUGGAGAGUGGCUGUCGCCGUUGGAUCCGAAGCAGAGUGUUCACAUUUGCACAUUUUCCCCGUGCAUCGAACAAGUUACCCGCACCAUUGAAGAGAUGAGAGUCCUGGGAUGGACGGACAUCGAUAUGGUUGAAAUCGCGAACCGACGAUUCAGCACCAUUCGGGAACGAAUCGGGGCGAAUUUGCCAGCCGAAAAGGGCAAUGUUCAAACGCCUGCCGAUGUGAAUGAAGCCGUGGAUAGAUUACGGCAAAUCAACAAGAAGACGAAGGAGUUUCACAGGGCGCAGGCUCUCUCCACAACCAAUUCGGCAGAUGCGUCGGAAAUGGACAUCGAUACGCCGCCGCCGACGUCCAAUAAGGACAAGGCAAAUGGCAAAGAGCCCAUGAGCGAAGAGGAUGCUAAGCCAUGGAUGUACGGUAGGCUUUACCACCGGGCCGAGGCGGAGCUUAAGACUCAUACCUCGUAUCUCGUCUUUGCUACCCUCCCACGCGAAUGGAGCGACGAAGAUGAGGCAGCGGCAUCGGCCAAGUGGCCUUGUGGCAAGGAACGCAACAUCAUUGGAAGCCUUGACAAGCAAGUUCGAAGACAGCAAACACGGGAAAAGUUACAAGCGAAGAAGAAGCAGAAGCAGGAGCAGAAGCAAGAACACAAACAGGCGCAAAAGCAGAAGCAGGGAGACGAUACCCAGGUCACAGAGGUGGAGGAAGCGGAGGCGGCGGAGGUGGUUGAGGCGUCGAAAUAA
Molecule: messenger RNA, 1569 nt
Organism: Ilyonectria robusta
Lineage: Eukaryota; Fungi; Ascomycota; Sordariomycetes; Hypocreales; Nectriaceae
Product: S-adenosyl-L-methionine-dependent methyltransferase
Exons: 1
Coding region: 1-1569 (522 amino acids)
Biological process (GO): tRNA methylation
Cellular component (GO): nucleus; tRNA (m1A) methyltransferase complex
Source: RefSeq, a predicted model, not a curated record